CGAUCCAAUACAGUUUUAAUAAAUACCUAUCCAUAUCCGAAUAAAAAAACGAUUCAACCUGCCGAAAAUGGGACGAGGCUACAGACGAGGUGGAUAUAAAGGCAACCGGUAUUCACGUCCUACUCCUAGGUAUAUAGAAUACGAUGAGUCCAGCGAGGAUAGGCCGGAUUUCGACGAUACUUUUAUGGCCCCUGGCUCAUCAAAACAUGGUGGCUAUAACGCCAAGUAUCAUCAUAAUUCGCGAUACCCGACUGCGUCUAAAAAAACACAUGCCUUCCAAAAGCAGGUAGCCCAACCAAAUCCUUUUCAACAAUCCUCCUCACACACUCAUCAUAAUGAACAGCAGUCAUCAGAACAGUCAUCCCAGCAAGAUGGUAUCCAUCAUUACCACCACCACAAUCACUACUAUCACCGUCCCGACGGCGCCUCGCCCCUCCCAACGCAAACCGCAACGGGGACGAAUAACGACAUAAUGAUGACUGACUUCAGUGCGAUAAAUGUUCUCGAGGGACGCUUCUCUAAACUUGGGAGUGAGAUAGUGGAGUUUCUAAAUGCUAUGGCGAGUCAGAGUAACCAAACGAAAGAAUUUGUCGAGAGUUUCGUUAACUACUUGAAACAGUCAAAUCCCGAUUCCGAGCUUGGUAAAAUUCUGGGUGGUAAUCUCUCUCAGCAAAAUAGACCGCAAGCUCCCGUCAUCGCUCCCGCCGCUCCCUCCGUCACUCCUCCCACUGCCCCGGCUAGCACACCGGCUGGUCCGAAGGCCGCACCCGGUCCAUCCCCUCUUGGCUCAAACGCGUUUGGGAAACGCAAAACCCCGGGUAGUUCGGUUGACUCGAAUGAUGGUAGAAACAUGACCCCGAUACUUAAGAACAAUACACCUGUUUGGGGUUCUAGAUAG
Messenger RNA from Daldinia decipiens, 898 nucleotides. RefSeq lists its product as uncharacterized. The record is from RefSeq and is a predicted model, not a curated record. Lineage: Eukaryota; Fungi; Ascomycota; Sordariomycetes; Xylariales; Hypoxylaceae. The coding region runs from base 68 to 898 and encodes 276 amino acids. The transcript has a single exon.